This is a messenger RNA of Leguminivora glycinivorella, 1855 nucleotides long. RefSeq names its product 15-hydroxyprostaglandin dehydrogenase [NAD(+)]-like. The record is from RefSeq and is a predicted model, not a curated record. Gene Ontology annotation, molecular function: oxidoreductase activity, acting on the CH-OH group of donors, NAD or NADP as acceptor. Bases 2 to 820 code for a protein of 272 amino acids. The transcript is spliced from 5 exons. Gene Ontology annotation, cellular component: cytoplasm. NCBI's taxonomy places the organism in Eukaryota, Metazoa, Arthropoda, Insecta, Lepidoptera, Tortricidae.
GAUGUCGCACGGCUGGCAGGACAAAGUUGUUUUGAUCACGGGCGCCGCGAACGGUAUUGGCGAGGCCGUGGUGAGGCAGGUACUCAAUGAAGGUGCUAAGCACAUUGCCAUUCUCGACGUGGACGAGAAAUCCGGCGUGGCUCUCCAAGAUGAACUGAACUCGAAGCACGGGCCAGGCAAGACGAAGUUCCACCGCUGCGAUGUGACAAAAGACGAUCAGCUGUUUGCAGCGUUCGACUCACUGGUAAAGGAGCAAGGGAACAUAAAUGUGGUCAUCAACAAUGCGGCACUUAUGAAUGAUUCUCCUAAAGUUUACAAGAAGGAGAUUGAAAUUAAUGUGACUGCUCUUGUAACAAGCACAUUGAAAUCCUUGGAGUUGAUGCGGGUAGACGAAGGUGGGAAAGGGGGAACUGUCAUCAACAUCUCCUCAAUAGCUGGGCUGUCUCAGUCUCCUUUAAUACCCAUAUAUUUUGCUACCAAGUCAGCUGUUUUACAGUUCAGUAACUGUAUCGGGAAAGAAGAAUACUUCGCGCAAACAGGCGUUCGAGUAGUGACAGUAUGUUUUGGAGCUACAGCUACUGAGCUGGUCAGUCCGACCAAGCUGGGAUCCCUCGAUAAAAAUGUUACGCCAAAGUUCGUGUCUGAUGUGUUAGAAGAAAAAUUGCACAUUCAGAAGAUAGACUCGGCGGCGGCGGGCGUGGUAUCGGCGUACAAGCAAGCGGCCAGCGGCAGCACGUGGCUGGCCACACGCGACCUGCCUGUGAGAGACAUCACCAACAAUGUCGUCCGCGCCUACGAGAUUCUUGGCGAAUUCAACUAGUAUUACUGAACUAUAAGCAAUGUCCAGAGAAGAGGUGGCGGCGGCGUGCUGUGCACACGUUGACAACAUCGUCCGCGUUUACCAGAUCCUUGGCGAUUUCAACUUAUAGCAUUACUGUAGGUUUCAUACAUACAUACAUAAAAUCACGCCUGUAUCCCAUAAAGGGGUAGGCAGAGCACAUGAAACUACUCAAGUUUCAUUACCACUCUUGGCAAAUAAGGGGUUGAAAGAAAACGAAUCUGUGACAUUGCAGUGACAGGUUGCCAGCAUCUCGCCUACGCCACAAUUUAACGCAUAUCCCACAGUCAUCUUCUACGACAACCACGGGAAGAAAGGGGGUGGUGAAAUUCUUAAACCGUCACCGCACGGGCACUGUAGUAUUCAUAAUCUGCAAAGCGAAAAAGCGGCGGCGGGCGAGGUGUCGCCGUAAUACAAGCAAACAGCUAACGGCAGCCCGGACACGUCACAUCAGCGAUUAUCAUAUCACCAAAAAUGUCGGCCCCGCUUACCAGAUCCUGAGCCAAUUCAAUUAGACCAUUAAUCCUUUAAAUCGACAAAUAACAACAAAUGUGGCUUUCUAUCGCAGAAGGCCCUUAUGAUUCAAGUGCAAUAAGGACGUGUUGAUUAUGAUUUGAUAUUCUAACAUUAAGUUGAAUCAUGGGGACCUUUUACGAAUAGAGCUCCAAUAUUAUGAUAAGGCAAUCAUAAAAACUAGAACGUUCCUUUGCUAAUCCGCGAAUUGGUAAUGUGCAAGUCAAUCAGUGCUAACACUGCUAACCUGUUGUGCGUAAGUAAUUGUACGUAAGUAAUUGGUUAGCACUGAUUGACUUGCACGUUACCAAUUCGCGGAUUAGCAAAGGAACGUUCUAGUUUAUGAUUAACAUGGAUUUCCGCAAAGUAACGCCUGAUUCCAUCGAUUAUAAUAAGGCAAGUUUAUAUGAAUGAAAUAGAUAUUAAUUUUGUAUAUUUUAAUCAAGUUUAUUGUUAGGCUAAGCCCAGUACUCAAAAAAGGAUGAUAAUAAUAAAUAAAUGUAU